Laccaria bicolor S238N-H82 is the source of this 360-nucleotide messenger RNA. RefSeq lists its product as uncharacterized. The record is from RefSeq and is a predicted model, not a curated record. The transcript is spliced from 3 exons. NCBI's taxonomy places the organism in Eukaryota, Fungi, Basidiomycota, Agaricomycetes, Agaricales, Hydnangiaceae. Bases 1 to 360 code for a protein of 119 amino acids.
AUGGAAACACAAAAGCAAGCCAAGGCAACAGAAAAGGUUCUAUGUGAGUUCUGUGGGCAUGGGUUCAGCCCCUACGGAAUCAGAUCGCACAUAAAAGCUUGUCAGAAACGGCGGGAAAACGAAAGGGUAGAUCAACAAGAUGUUGGGAAGGAGCUGAGGGACAGUAAAGCCAAAGAAGAAGCGGAAUUGCUGGCACUUGAUCGGCGCACGCUCGCAAAGGCCAUGGCGGCACCAAAACAUCUUAAUCUUUUGAGACGAGAACUUACAAGUUCAGCCAUGAUUACUCAAAAUAUAUUCAGAUUCUUGCCAGUGUUCAAUUACUUAAAGAUGAUCAGGGAGUAUUGGCAUUUUCAGGGAUGA